AUAUCAAGAACAGAUCGAAGUGGUGGAGGUAACUAGUAAAUCUCUUGUUUCCUCCCUGCCAUUUUUCUUCUUAGUCUCUUCUUCUUCAUCUCAAGUAAACAUCAAUUGCAGCACCAAAUCCAUUAAGGAAGACUUUUAACAUGGCAGAAGGGAGAGAGUUCGAUUUUUCUCCACUUAUGCAACUCAUUGCUGCGAAAAAUGUCAAGAAACAAAUCCCAGCUGAACCACAUUGGGUCUUUUGUUAUUCCAAUCUUCAGAAAGAUUCUCCCAUGAUCGACUUUGCAGUUCACCUAUGCUUGAGCCCCGAGCUUCGUGACACUUUCUGUGUUUCUCAUCUAGUUCUCAGGGCGCUUGAUACAGUUGAGGAUGACAUGAACAUAGCUUCUGAUAUUAAGGUGGCUAUUCUUGAAAAUUUUCAUCAUCACAUAUAUGAUAGUAAUCUUAACCUGUCAUGUGGUACAAAGAAGCACCACAAAGAUCUGAUGGACCAAUAUCAUCACGUUUCAACCGCAUUGUCGGAGCUUCAAGAAGGCUGUCAGGAGUUAAUUGUAGAAACAGCAAAAAGAAUGGGAGCUGGAAUGGCGAAAUUUAUACUUAAAGAAGUAGAAACAGUUGAUGAUUACACCGAGUACUGUCACAUUGUAAAUGGCAUUGUUUGGGUAGAAAUGUCAAAAUAUUUUCAUGCAUCCAAUUUGAAGGAAGUGGCGCCCCCAGAUUGUCUCGCCGAUUCCUUGGGUUUAAUGACUCAGAAGCAACAUAUUAUUCAAGACUUUAUGGAGGAUAUGAAUAAGAUACCGAAAGCACCCAUGCACUGGCCUCGGCAAAUUUGGAGUAAAUAUGUAGAUAAACUUGGGGACUUGGCAUCUGAAGAAAACUCGGAAAAAGCUGUAUUUUGCUUGAAUGAUAUGGUUACUGAUGCCUUAUCGCAUGCCCAGAGUUGUUUAGAGUACCUGUCUGCAUUGCAGGAUCCUGCCAUUCUCCGAUUCUGUGCUAUUCCUCAGAUCAUUUCCAUCGGAACGUUGGCUUUGUGUUACAACAACAUUGAAGUUUUCAGAGGAGGCGUGAAAAUAAGGCAUGUCAUCCGUCUUUGUGCAAAGGUUAUCGACGAACUGAAAUCUAUGUCUGAUGUUUAUGGUGCUUGCUAUGAUAUUUUGAGUACGCUAAAAACUAAGAUCGAUAAUAAUGAUCCAAAUGCAACAAAGACACUUAGCCUGGUAGAAGCAAUACAAAAUGUCUGCGAGAAUUCUGGUUUAUUGAAUCAAAGAGGUGCAUACUCAGAAAUGGGGUUAGAGGGAAAGAGAGAUCAAACUCAGCAGGGUAGGAGAUUUUUGGUUGAGGGACAAGUAGACCCAUUUUCUCUAGUUGCUGAUGAACUCUGUCUUAUUGGUAAUCGUUUAAGGGAUAUGGUGGUUGCUCAUGAGGUCCCUCGGCUUUCCUUAGCUGCAGAAUAUUUCUUUGAGAUGGGAGUAGAGGGAAAGAGGUUCCGUCCCACAAUUCUGUUGUUGAUGGCAUCAGCACUGAAUGUGUCACUACCUGGGUCCAUUCCUGAUGCUGCGACCAAUGCUUUUAGUGGCCUACGUACAAGACAGCAGCGUCUUGCGGAGAUCACCGAGAUGAUCCAUGUUGCAAGUCUUCUUCACGAUGAUGUCCUAGACGAUGCCAAUACAAGGCGUGGUGUUCCUUCCCUUAAUUCUUGUAUGGGGAAUAAGCUGUCUGUGCUAGCAGGAGAUUUUUUGCUUUCCAGAGCUGUUGUGACAUUAGCCUCUUUACAAAACAAUGAGGUUGUUACCUUGCUCUCAACGGUUCUGGAACAUCUUGUAACUGGUGAAAUAAUGCAAAUGUCCGGUACAUCAGAACAGCGCUGCAGCAUGGAUCAGUAUAUGAAGAAGACUUUCUACAAGACAGCAUCACUGAUUGCAAACAGCUGCAAAGCAAUCGCUUUUCUGGCGGACCAGGAAACUGAAGUUGCAAUGUUGGCUUAUGAUUACGGCCGAAACCUGGGGUUAGCAUUUCAGUUGAUUGAUGACAUUCUUGAUUUCACAGGGACAUCAGCUUCUCUUGGAAAGGGUUCCCUGUCUGACAUCCGUCACGGGAUUAUAACUGCUCCGAUAUUAUUUGCUAUUGAAGAAUUUCCACAACUACAAGAAGUCAUCAAUCGCGGCUUCGACAACCCUGCAAAUGUUGAUCUUGCCCUUGAUUACCUUGGGAGAAGUUGUGGAAUACAAAGAGCUACAGAGCUAGCAACAGAGCACGCCAACUUGGCAGCCUCGGCCAUUGACGCUCUUCCUCAGAGUGAAGAUGAUAAUGUCAGAAUAUCCAGGCGGGCACUUGUGGAACUUACUCGGAUAGUCAUCACAAGAACAAAGUAGACGGGUAUCAUUUUCCUUUUAAACAUUGAUUUCUUGUACUCGUCUUAUUUUGAAGUGACGAUUUGUUUAUCAAUUUUUAGUAGGACGGGUUGCCAGAUGUUUGAUUUUCUAAGGAUUUUAGUGCAUGUAAUGAAAAUGCAUCCCUCGUCAGAAAUAAAAUUGAAGAUUUACUAAAA
Messenger RNA from Papaver somniferum (opium poppy), 2545 nucleotides. RefSeq names its product solanesyl-diphosphate synthase 1, mitochondrial-like. The coding region runs from base 141 to 2369 and encodes 742 amino acids. Lineage: Eukaryota; Viridiplantae; Streptophyta; Magnoliopsida; Ranunculales; Papaveraceae. Gene Ontology annotation, biological process: isoprenoid biosynthetic process; farnesyl diphosphate metabolic process. The record is from RefSeq and is a predicted model, not a curated record. The transcript has a single exon. Gene Ontology annotation, molecular function: squalene synthase [NAD(P)H] activity. Gene Ontology annotation, cellular component: endoplasmic reticulum membrane.